Choloepus didactylus (southern two-toed sloth) is the source of this 2173-nucleotide messenger RNA. Its product is annotated as neuroepithelial cell-transforming gene 1 protein-like. The record is from RefSeq and is a predicted model, not a curated record. The transcript has a single exon. The coding region runs from base 402 to 2030 and encodes 542 amino acids. Gene Ontology annotation, molecular function: guanyl-nucleotide exchange factor activity. Gene Ontology annotation, biological process: positive regulation of Rho protein signal transduction; intracellular signal transduction. NCBI's taxonomy places the organism in Eukaryota, Metazoa, Chordata, Mammalia, Pilosa, Megalonychidae.
ACCCCCUGCCCACUUCCGGUUCCAAGAUUACAUAAAAAAAAACAGCUUCUUUAGAAUUUUAGAUUACAUUUAAAAGAAUUUUAGAUUACAUUUAAAAGCUGUUGUAAUUUUGUAGUAGCCCAUUUCCCAAUUGAUGCAUCCCAAUCAUAGAUAUAGGAACUAUUCAGACUGUACUUCAUGCUACCCUGCCCUUAGAAGGGUGUUUUGCAAACUUUUUUGAAACCGACCGACAAUACGUUUCAUGAGAAGCAAUUAGCUCCACCAGAAGGAAGAGACAUGGGCAAAUGGCUGCCAAGGGUGAGCACUUAGAAGAAAAGCCCGUGUGAUUCUGAGGCGAUUGGUUGUAGGGCUGACUCGGAUGUGGAUUAAUUUGAAAGAUUUUAAGGGAUAUUUGGUAAAGCAUGGUGGCGCAUGAUGAGAUUGGAGGUCUCCUACCUAUUAAAAGGACUAUUCGAGUCCUAGAUGUUAACAAUCAGUCCUUCAGAGAACAAGAGGAGCCAAGCAAUAAAAGAGUUCGACCUCUAGGUCGGGUCACAUCCUUAGCAAAUUUAAUCUCUCCAGUAAGAAAUGGAGCAGUCAGACGCUUUGGUCAAACAAUACAGUCAUUUACCCUCCGUGGUGACAACAGAUCUCCAGCUUCUGUCCAGAAAUCAUAUAGCAGAUCAACAGUCCCAACACCCACCAAAAGAAGAAAUAGUGUGCUAUGGUCAGAGAUGUUAGAUGUCAAUAUGAAGGAGUCUUUAACAACCAGAGAAAUCAAAUGUCAGGAGGCAAUAUAUGAAAUGUCCCGAGGUGAAAAAGAUUUAAUUGAGGAUCUCAAGCUUGCAAGAAAGGCCUACCAUGACCCCAUGUUAAAGUUGUCUAUUAUGUCAGAAGAGGAGCUCACACAUAUAUUUGGUGAUUUGGACGCUUACAUACCUUUACAUGAAGAUUUGUUGGCAAGAAUAGGAGAAGCAACCAAGCCUGAUGGAACAGUAGAGCAGAUUGGUCAUAUUCUUGUGAACUGGUUGCCAGGCUUGAAUGCCUACAGAGGCUAUUGUAGUAACCAGUUGGCAGCCAAAGCUCUUCUUGAUCAAAAGAAACAAGAUCCAAGAGUCCAAGACUUCCUCCAGCGAUGUCUUGAGUCUCCUUUCAGUCGAAAACUAGAUCUUUGGAGCUUCCUAGAUAUUCCUCGAAGUCGCCUGGUCAAGUACCCUUUACUGUUAAAAGAAAUUCUUAGACACACUCCAAAAGACCACCCUGAUGUUCAGCUUCUGGAGGAAGCUGUAUUGAUAAUACAAGGAGUUCUCUCUGAUAUAAACUUGAAGAAAGGUGAAUCAGAAUGCCAGUAUUACAUUGACAAACUGGAGUAUCUGGAUGAAAAGCAGAAGGAUCCUAGAAUUGAAGCAAGCAAAGUAUUACUUUGCCAUGGGGAAUUGAAGAAUAAGAGCAGACAUAAACUUUACAUUUUCCUGUUUCAAGACAUCUUGGUUUUGACUUGGCCUGUUACACGGAAUGAGCGUCACUCUUACCAAGUUUACCGGCAGCCAAUCCCAGUCCAAGAGCUGGUCUUAGAAGACCUGCAGGAUGGAGAUGUGAGAAUGGGAGGAUCCUUUCGAGGGGCUUUCAGCAACUCAGAUAAAGCUAAACAUAUCUUUAGAGUUCGCUUCCAAGACCCCUCUCCAGGCCAGUCUCACACUCUACAAGCCAAUGAUGUGUUCCAUAAGCAGCAGUGGUUCAAUUGCAUUCGAACCGCUAUUGCCCCUUUCCAGCAGGCCACCAGUCCCACAGAGCUUAAGGAUUUGCCAGAGCUCAAUGAAGAGUGCGAAGAGAACAACCCCUCUGCAUCAAACAUCAAAGCCCAGAGAAGGGCAUCAACAGUUUCUAGUGUUAUUCAGGUAGAAGUUGAUGACAGUGCUUCAGAAUAUAGUUCCAGUGUACACACAAAAGAAGACACCAAGACUAUAAAAGCACACCGAACACAGUCUGGGUUCCGAAAAGCAAGAGACAAAGCCCAGUUAAGUGGCAAACGGAAAGAGACUUUGGUAUAAAGAAAGCUCUGUAUAUUAACUGGUGGAGAGACUGUUAAUUUAUAAAUGUGUACAGUUUUUUUUUCCUUGUAAUAUGAGCAUGGGAGCAUUGUAGGGUUACUUUAUACCAAUCUUAACAUCAUUUUCUAUGGUUUUUUGGUUGU